This is a messenger RNA of Chelmon rostratus (copperband butterflyfish), 5917 nucleotides long. It is a transcript of the gene sec23a, whose product is annotated as Sec23 homolog A, coat complex II component. Bases 85 to 2379 code for a protein of 764 amino acids. Gene Ontology annotation, cellular component: COPII vesicle coat; endoplasmic reticulum exit site. The transcript is spliced from 20 exons. NCBI's taxonomy places the organism in Eukaryota, Metazoa, Chordata, Actinopteri, Chaetodontiformes, Chaetodontidae. The record is from RefSeq and is a predicted model, not a curated record. Gene Ontology annotation, molecular function: zinc ion binding; GTPase activator activity. Gene Ontology annotation, biological process: COPII-coated vesicle budding; intracellular protein transport; endoplasmic reticulum to Golgi vesicle-mediated transport.
UCGUUGUCAGUAGAGAGGAGCGGCGGCGGCGGAGCGGCGCCUUUACCUGACAGUGUGUUCAACCCCCCAUCUCCCAGCGUUGCCAUGGCAACCUUCCCAGAGUACAUUGCUCAGAACGAGGAGCGUGAUGGCGUGCGGUUCAGCUGGAACGUCUGGCCAUCCAGCCGGUUGGAGGCAACCCGGAUGGUGGUCCCAGUGGCGUCUCUGUUUACCCCGCUGAGGGAGCGACCCGACUUGCCACCGAUACAGUACGAACCGGUUCUCUGCAGCCGGGCCACCUGCCGCGCCGUGCUCAACCCGCUGUGCCAAGUGGACUACAGAGCCAAGCUGUGGGCCUGUAACUUUUGCUACCAGAGGAACCAGUUUCCUCCGUCUUACGCUGGAAUCUCUGAGGUGAACCAACCUGCUGAGUUGCUGCCUCAGUUCUCCACCAUCGAGUAUGUGGUCCAGCGGGGUCCUCAGAUGCCACUGGUCUUCCUGUACGUGGUGGACACCUGUAUGGAGGACGAGGACCUGCAGGCUCUCAAGGAGUCUCUGCAGAUGUCCCUGUCUCUGUUGCCUCCCACUGCACUGGUCGGACUCAUCACCUUUGGCCGGAUGGUUCAAGUUCAUGAGCUUGGCUGUGAGGGGAUCUCCAAGAGCUAUGUCUUCAGGGGAACCAAGGACCUCAACGCCAAGCAGCUUCAGGAGAUGCUCGGUCUGACCAAACCUUCAACCACUCAGGGACGAGGUCCUCAAACUGCCCAACAGCCCCUGUCCAACAGGUUCCUGCAGCCGGUGCAGAAGAUCGACAUGAACCUGACUGACCUGUUGGGGGAGCUGCAGCGCGACCCCUGGCCCGUCACUCAGGGAAAGAGGCCGCUGCGCUCGCUGGGCGUCGCCAUGUCCAUCGCCGUGGGCCUGCUGGAGUGCACCUUUCCGAACACGGGCGCUCGGAUCAUGACGUUCAUCGGCGGGCCGGCGACGCAGGGCCCCGGCAUGGUGGUGGGAGAUGAACUGAAGACCCCCAUCAGGUCCUGGCAUGACCUCGAGAAGGACAACGCCAAGUUCAUGAAGAAAGCCACCAAGCACUAUGAGUCUCUAGCUAACAGAGCGUCUGCUGAUGGUCACAUCAUCGACAUCUACGCCUGCGCUCUGGAUCAGACCGGCCUGCUGGAGAUGAAGUGCUGCGCCAACUACACCGGGGGUUACAUGGUGAUGGCAGACUCCUUCAACACGUCGCUGUUUAAACAAACCUUCCAGAGAGUUUUCACCAAAGACGUCCAGGGAUCCUUCAAGAUGGCCUUCGCCGCCACGCUGGAGGUCAAGACAUCCAGAGAGAUCAAAGUGUCGGGAGCCAUCGGACCCUGCGUGUCCCUGAGCGCUAAAGGACCCUGUGUCUCCGAGAACGAGAUCGGGACGGGAGGAACAUGUCAGUGGAAGAUCUGUGGUUUGGAUCCAACCACUACACUCGCUCUUUACUUUGAGGUGGUCAACCAGCACAAUGCUCCGAUCCCUCAGGGUGGCCGUGGAGCGAUCCAGUUUGUCACUCAGUACCAACACUCAUCAGGACAGAGACGCAUCAGAGUCACCACGACGGCCAGGAACUGGGCAGAUGCUCAGACUCAGAUUCAGAGCAUCGCGGCGUCCUUUGAUCAGGAGGCGGCGGCCAUUCUGAUGGCGAGGUUGGCGGUGUACCGGGCGGAGACAGAGGAGGGGCCUGAUGUUCUCCGCUGGUUGGACAGACAGCUGAUCAGACUGUGUCAGAAGUUUGGAGAUUAUCACAAAGACGAUCCAAACUCCUUCAGGUUCUCUGAGACCUUCUCCCUCUACCCCCAGUUCAUGUUCCACCUGCGGCGCUCCCCGUUCUUGCAGGUGUUCAACAACAGUCCAGAUGAGAGUUCAUAUUACAGACAUCAGUUCAACAGACAGGACCUGACUCAGGCUCUCAUCAUGAUUCAACCUGUGCUCUACGCCUAUUCAUUCAACGGCCCACCUGAGCCGGUCCUGUUGGACAGCAGCAGCAUCCUGCCAGACCGAAUCCUGCUGAUGGACACUUUCUUCCAGAUCCUGAUCUACCACGGAGAGACUGUGGCUCAGUGGAGGAAGGCCGGCUAUCAGGAAAUGCCAGAGUAUGAAAACUUCAGACAUCUCCUUCAGGCUCCGGUGGACGACGCUCAGGAGCUCCUCCACACUCGCUUCCCUAUGCCCAGAUACAUUGACACCGAACAUGGAGGCAGCCAGGCUCGCUUCCUGCUCUCCAAAGUGAACCCCUCCCAGACCCACAACAACAUGUAUGCCUGGGGUCAGGAGUCUGGAGCCCCCAUCCUGACAGAUGACGUCAGUCUGCAGGUGUUCAUGGAUCACCUGAAGAAACUCGCCGUCUCCAGCGCCGCCUGAGCUCACCUGCCGCCUCACGUGUCUGCAUCAUGUUUACUCUCUGAUUUUGCAUUUGCUGCCUGAGUUCCCAUGACAACCAGUCGACCAACCAACAAGCAGAAACACCUUCUAGCAUCAGCCAAUUAGCAUCAGGUGCAUAACACUGACAGCCAAUAGGGAUGCAGGUACAGCCUCCAGACAGCUGCAGCGUCACAUGUUCCAGCCCAUCACAUGCUUAAUGUAAACUGCUGCCUCGUUUCAGGAAGUGACUCAGCGUUUUUAAUCAGCAUUUAAUUUACUGAUGAAUUACUGAGACCGGACCCACGGAAACAAUCAUGGAGCAGCGAGCUGUCUCCACCCACAAAUACAAAGUCCACUUCUUAUGUAAAGCUUUUAAUGUGAAAGAGCAGCAGGAAGGGAACUUAACCCCGCUGACACCGAUGAGUAUUCUGAUCGGUGAUGUCAUCCUUUAAUCAGCCAAUCGUUUCCUUUUCUAAAAUUACUUCAGGGGCUGGAACAUGUGGACUCAGCAGUCUGCUCCGUCUCGAGGACAGAUCCAGAAUCCAGAACGUCAGGUGGCCUCUGUUCUGCUGCUCUUCUCUGUUUAGUCCAACUGUUGCACAAAUUACAAGCAAAAGGAAUUUAAAAAGCCUGAAAGGGUUUAAAAAUAUGUUCAGUUUCCCGCCAAAAACAGGAAAACUGAAUCCACGAGGGUCAAAAAUCAGGUCGAACAAAGUGGACAGAAAUGGUGUCUCUUGGUGUGAAGUCCAUUAUUCAGUGUCAGAGAACUGAAGCCCCCACCAGAGAGGGAAACCAGUGCCGAGGGUGAAAUAAACUGUCAGAAUGAAAGUAAAGAGAUCUUUAUAUGAAGCUGCAGCUGGCUGGAGAGAACGAUCACGUCCUGAUUAUUCAUCCGUUUAUUUGUCAGGAACGACAACGAACACCAACAGCUUUCAGAGACAUGAGACAGAUGUGUUGCUUCCAGGAUUCAUCUGUCCCUGGUUAGAACGUUCCACCUACAGAUCAAUCAAUCGGAUCGAUCACUGCGUCACAUUACUGUCAUUGUACAUGUAGGUGAUAUUUGUGGGGGUGUGCAUACGUGUUCAUCAUGUCUCAUUAGUCUUAAUGUUCUGAGUUCUCACACACUUCACUUCAUGUUUCAGAGUUAGUUUGACCUCCGCUCGCCCUCUGCACCCAUCAGUCACCUGUUUUCUCAUAUUUAUCGUCGUUAAUCGCUCAGCAGAGGUGUGCCUUGUUAGGACAAGACUCUGCUCAUUAAUAUAGGUGGAAAUUUUUAAAUUGUUCUAGAAGUAUUAAAUCACACAAUUUAUCAAAAGUGUUUAUCCAGAUGAUGAAAUGUGUGACCGAACUGACUUCAGCGGCUCCUAAAGCGCCGACCAUCGGCCUCAGAGCUAGCUCAGAGCUAGCUCAGAGCUAACUCAGAGCUAACUCAGCCUUCAAAGCAGAUGGUUUUACCACGCUGUAAUCUUUACAGUCCUCUGAAGAUGGUGCUACACUUUUAUUUUGAAAGUUUCAUUACACUUCCGGCUCACCCUUUGCACUGACAUCAGUCUCCUGCGGUCGUCACUUCUCAAGAGAAAACUGAAAAAUGGAAAUUACACCAAACCGUUAGUUCGAGACAGAGAAUCUGACCUCAGUUCAUCACCUGCUGACUGAUCAUCAUCUCUGCCAUCAACAACUAGUCUCGGACUGUAAAACUCGUUUCCUGUCAGUGAUGCUGAGCUCCAGUUCUAACCGUUGACUGUGAAUGUGAAGACCAGUUCACUUCAUGUGCAGAGUCUCUGAUGUGAGGACGCCUGCUGGCUGUUCGUCGUUGAGCUUGAACACUAAAAAUCCUUCAUUCAGUCUUAAUUGUCAUGUUUCUAAUAAAACUCUGCUGUGGAGACGCUCGCUGUGUUUCUGUCACGUUUUCAGUCACGCUAACAUUAGAACAACCAGGCAACACAUACCUGACGGCAAGUAGGUCAGCUGACUCCACACCGGCCGGUCAGAACUGAAGACACCUCGUGGAUGGAGGACUGAUGGUGGUGGACUUGAUUCAACCCUCCUCGGAUGACCGAGAGUCUUCACAGACAUGUUGUCUUAUAUUCUGCUCGGCCUGCUGCUCAUGAUAAGUUUGGUUUUAACAGAACGUGGGAUUAAAAGAUCCAGCAGGGGGCAGAAGAGGACCCAGAUUACUACUCUGCAGACUGCUGCUGUGUCCACUGUCUCCACUGUCUUCACUGUCUCCACUGUCUUUACUGUCUUCACUGUCUUUACUGUCUUCACCGUCUCCUCACUGAUGCUUUUACUGUCUUCACUGUCUUCGCUGUCUUCACUGUCUUUACUGUCUUCACCGUCUCCUCACUGAUGCUUUUACUGUCUCCACUGUCUUUGCUGUCUUUACUGUCUCCACUGUCUUCACUGUCUUCACUGUCUUUACUGUCUUCAUCGUCUCCUCACUGAUGCUUUUACUGUCUUCACUGUCUUCACUGUCUUCACUGUCUUUCCCGUCUCCUCACUGAUGCUUUUACUGUCUUCACUGUCUUCACUGUCUUCACUGUCUUCGCUGUCUUCACUGUCUUCACUGUCUUUACUGUCUUCAUCGUCUCCUCACUGAUGCUUUUACUGUCUUCACUGUCCUCGCUGUCUUCACUGUCUUUCCCGUCUCCUCACUGAUGCUUUUACUGUCUUCACUGUCUUUGCUGUCUUCACUGUCUUCACUGUCUUUCCCGUCUCCUCACUGAUGCUUUUACUGUCUUCACUGUCUUUGCUGUCUUCACUGUCUUCACUGUCUUUCCCGUCUCCUCACUGAUGCUUUUACUGUCUUCGCUGUCUUCACUGUCUUCACUGUCUUUCCCGUCGCCUCACUGAUGCUUUUACUGUCUUCACUGUCUUUACUGUCUUCACUGUCUUCACUGUCUUUCCCGUCUCCUCACUGAUGCUUUUACUGUCUUCACUGUCUUUGCUGUCUUCACUGUCUUCACUGUCUUUCCCGUCUCCUCACUGAUGCUUUUACUGUCUCCACUGUCUUUGCUGUCUUUACUGUCUCCACUGUCUUCACUGUCUUCACUGUCUUUACUGUCUUCAUCGUCUCCUCACUGAUGCUUUUACUGUCUUCACUGUCUUCACUGUCUUUACUGUCUUCACUGUCUUCACUGUCUUUCCCGUCUCCUCACUGAUGCUUUUACUGUCUUCACUGUCUUUGCUGUCUUCACUGUCUUCACUGUCUUUCCCGUCUCCUCACUGAUGCUUUUACUGUCUUCACUGUCUUUGCUGUCUUCACUGUCUUCACUGUCUUUCCCGUCUCCUCACUGAUGCUUUUACUGUCUUUGCUGCGGCCUCUUUCCCUCCUUCCUCCUGGCUGACUCUGUUGCCGUGGUGACGACCCUCCUUCCUCUUUGCUAACUGCUGUCAUGGUUACGAUCCUCCUCCCUCCGUGAUGACUCUGUUGCACGGUGACGACCCCCUUCGUCUUUGCUGACUCUGUUGCCAUGGUGAUGACCUCCUCUGUCAGUUUCAGCUUUAAAAUAAAAUCUGUCAGUUUGUACAAUCGACU